AUGAAGAUGAAGAAACAAAGAAAAGGAGGUGAAGGUCGUAGGAAGAUAAAGAUUGAAAAAAUAACAAACAAGUCAAGAUUACAAGUUACAUUCUCCAAGAGACGAAAGGGUUUGUUCAAGAAGGAAACUGAAUUAUCUGUUUUAACUGGUGCAGAAACUGCACUGAUUGCUUUUUCUCCUGCCGGAAAACCCUUUGUUUGUGGAAAUCCUGAUCUCAUACUCGAGAGGUUUCUUAAUAACAUUAAUGGUGAAGCCUCUGAAAUUCAGAUGAUGAUGAUGAACAACAGAGGAGCGUCUGAAAUUCAGAAAAACGAUGAUGAAGCUGAAAAGAAAAGAGGGGUUUUCUUGGAGUCAUUGAUAAAUUCUGGAUUGGGGCCUAGUAGUGAUAAAUCUAGGUUGGAUAUAUAUAUGAAUGGAUUGAAUUUGGAUGAGUUGAUACCGAUGAGAAGCGAUAUGGAACAACUCCAGAAGUGCGUCGCAAAGAGAUCUCACGACUUAAAGAUGAUGACCAGUAAUACAGCUUCUUCUUCUUCUUGUUCGUCUUCUUCGUACGAAGACAAGUCCCUUAUUGCGUUGAUGGAUAAACCGGCUGGUAAUGAAAUUGUUGAUGAUGAUUAUCUGAAUAAAGAGAUGAUAAAUGAGUUGCUCUUUGAUUCUCAAGAAUACGAAUUUGGGUUUGGGAAUACUACUUCAACUGAUGAAGAAAUCACCGCCGACAUGUUUUCUGAUGACUACUGA
Molecule: messenger RNA, 738 nt
Organism: Papaver somniferum (opium poppy)
Lineage: Eukaryota; Viridiplantae; Streptophyta; Magnoliopsida; Ranunculales; Papaveraceae
Product: agamous-like MADS-box protein AGL29
Exons: 2
Coding region: 1-738 (245 amino acids)
Biological process (GO): regulation of transcription by RNA polymerase II
Molecular function (GO): protein dimerization activity; RNA polymerase II cis-regulatory region sequence-specific DNA binding; DNA-binding transcription factor activity, RNA polymerase II-specific
Source: RefSeq, a predicted model, not a curated record